UGUCAAGUUACUUUUACGGAAUUUUUUGUCUUUUUUUUUCCCAAUUGAACAUUUCCGUGAUUACAAGUAGCUCUUAUCGAUAAGAUAAGAGGUGGGACCUGACGGAUACGUCAUCGGAACGGCUGUGGGUUUAAACAUUUCCGACGAAUCAGUCCUUUGGCCAGGCACAUAUUGCCUUUUAUAAAGUUCCGUCUUCUCUUAUCCCUUGUCUUGACUUACAUAGUAUCUCCUUACCAUUCAACAGAUAUGGCUCCAGUACCCGCAUCGCUCUUACGUGCCCUUUCCAUCUCCGACCCCUCCAAAGCUAGCCUGUCUACUGCUGGUUUGGGAUCGGGUUUCACCAGUACAGGAGCUAUCCGAGCCACAGUCCCAUCAGCAGAUAAACAAGGUGAAGAAGAGAGACGGUAUUUUGUUAAAACUUCGACAAAUGGUAAAGCUGCCGAGGAAAUGUUUCGAGGGGAAUAUGAGUCCUUAAAUGCCAUUGCGACCUCCGUACCGGGGUUCUGUCCCCGCGCUCUAGCCUGGGGACCCCUGGAAGAGAGCACCGGAAAGAGCUUCUUCCUGGCGACCGAGUAUUUGGACUUGGGAGGCGGUGGCCGCACGGGUCGGUCUCUGUCUCAACGACUCGGAAAGCUCCAUUCAACUCCAGCCCCUUCAGAUCCUGAGACUGGGAAACGCCGGUUCGGGUUCCCCGUUCCAACCUUCUGUGGUGACACGAAGCAACCCAAUCGAUUCCACGACUCAUGGGCAGACUUCUACGCCAAUGAGCGGUUGAUGACCAUUCUCGAAACAUCGGAGAAGCGCAAUGGCCGAGACGCUAGCCUAAGAGAUUUAGUAGAGCAGACGGCACGCACGGUUGUCCCCGCCCUUUUGGGCGAUGGUCAUCUGGGCUACGACAAGAAUGGAAAUGGAGAAGGUAUUACGCCUGUAGUUGUUCACGGGGAUCUCUGGAGUGGCAAUGCAGACCGUGGAAGGAUUGUGGGCAGUGAGUACAAGGGAGAUGAAGAGCCAGGCGACGUCGUCUACGAUCCAUCAGCAUGCUACGCGCAUAGUGAAUAUGAGUUGGGCAUAAUGAAAAUGUUUGGGGGCUUCGGGUCGACAUUUUUCACUGCCUACCAUAAAGUAGUCCCUAAGACUGAGCCGGUGGAAGAAUAUGAAGAUCGAGUAAGGCUGUACGAACUGUAUCAUCAUUUGAAUCAUUACGCCAUCUUCGGGGCUGGGUAUCGAUCGGGAGCAAUAUCGAUCAUGCAGAAUUUAAUCAGAAAGCAUGGGAAUUAGUGUCUUUGCCUUCUUUUAGGGGCAGAUUCA
Molecule: messenger RNA, 1308 nt
Organism: Aspergillus alliaceus
Lineage: Eukaryota; Fungi; Ascomycota; Eurotiomycetes; Eurotiales; Aspergillaceae
Product: putative fructosamine-3-kinase
Exons: 2
Coding region: 247-1278 (343 amino acids)
Source: RefSeq, a predicted model, not a curated record